Molecule: messenger RNA, 1139 nt
Organism: Vigna umbellata (rice bean)
Lineage: Eukaryota; Viridiplantae; Streptophyta; Magnoliopsida; Fabales; Fabaceae
Product: putative pectinesterase 30
Biological process (GO): cell wall modification
Molecular function (GO): pectinesterase activity
Source: RefSeq, a predicted model, not a curated record
CCUCUUUCUUACGUUUAAGAUGGUUGAACUGGAACGCCAAAAAUGAUUUAAAACGUCCAUGUUUCUCUUGGGUUUCACUUGGAAGUUCAGGGGUGGAAUAAUAGGUUAUAUAUAUAUAUAUAUAUAUUAGUUUUGUUUUGCUUUUAUUUAUAUAUUGAAGCAGAUACAACUAGCAUGCAUGGAGUGUAGAGAAGUCAACGUGGUUUCCACCGAACCGGUUGUAUAUAUAUACAUACAGAGAGAAAGGAAGAAAAUCAUUGCAUGUUUUGAUGAUGGAGUCAAGAAAAAGCGCAGUGUUGCUGAUAUUUGUUUCAAUUUCAGUGUGGCAGCUGCAGGGUGGAAGUAGCAGUGUUGUGGUAUCGAAGGAUGGAAGUGGAGAUUAUAGAACGGUGGGUGAAGCCAUUAUGCAGGCUCCUGACAUGAGUGAUAAACCCUAUACCAUUCACGUACGAGCAGGCACUUAUCAAGAGUACCUCUUCGUUCCUCCUCAUAAGACUAACAUUAGGCUCCUUGGAGAUGGACCUCACCACACCAAAAUAGUAGGCUACCAAAAUGGUUCCACCAUUGACAUUCGUGGAGAUGGGUUCAUGGCAGCGAAGAUGGGAUUUGCGAACUGGGCAGGGCUGAACGCAAGCAGUGCAGUGGCGGUUCGGAACGAGGCAGACAAGAGCAUAUUCUUCCAAUGCUCCAUCGAAGGACUCCAGGACACACUGUGGGCGGUUUCCGGGCGUCAGUUCUACAAAAAGUGCGAUAUCUACGGCACGGUGGACUUCAUCUACGGCAGCGCAGCGGCGGUGUUCCAGGACUGCAUGGUGUACGCGCGGUACAGAGAGUACGUGACGUUCACGGCUCAGUCGCGAGAGGAUCCGAAUGAGAAAAGCGGGUUCAGUUUCCAAAGAUGCGAAUUCAGAAUGUCGCCGGAGGAUGAGAACAGAAAGACAGAGGUGCAUGCGAGCCUUGGGCGUCCCCUGAGACCCUAUUCCACCGUCGCCAUCCUCCACUCGUACAUUGACUCCAUCGUCGAUCCUAAAGGUUGGGAGCCCAUGCCCCACCAGCCCACCGACAAAGUCACCUACANUUUGUAUGCGUAUGUAUUUGACAGUGACCUAAUUAGUCGGUGGACGUCGGUGACACUGUGA